CUCAUAUAGAAUGCAAUUUAUUAUAAUUUUAAUGUCUUAAAAUAACGCAAGAAGCGCAUUAAAAAAUUUCAACGAUGAAAAUAUAUUUUACAAAUUGUAUUUAUUUUACAAGUUAAUAUUUGUAGUUUAUUGUAAGAUAUCUUAUCUAAUUCCAAUAUGAUAACUUUUAACCUUUUUAAGACCCCCGCGAAUUGUAAGAUAUUUUAAAAGCAUUCGAUGUGUUUCAUAUACAUAUUGUGAGCACAUUUUGUCACGUAUAUAUAUGAAACACUGUUCAUACGUAUGCAAUAUAGACUAUAUAUUGGGAUUGAAGAUUACUUUAGUGUUGCACACUUGUUGAAUCUCUUCAGUAGUCUUACAAUAACGGCAAAUAUUGAGUAAUUUAACUAUUUUCGUAUAUAUCUACUUCCUUUAGAGGUAACAUUUAAAAAAAAAAUAAUAUGACUGCCGGAAAUUUAGCGUUGUUAAGUGUCUCUGAUAAAACAAACCUUUUGCCAUUUGCUAGAAAAUUGCAUGAACUAGGUUUAUCUUUAAUUGCAUCUGGUGGAACAGCAAAAUCUUUGAGAGAUGCAGGUCUUCCAGUGAAAGAUGUAUCUAAUAUCACUGGUGCACCUGAAAUGCUUAAUGGAAGAGUUAAAACCCUUCAUCCUGCUGUUCAUGCUGGUAUAUUAGCUAGACUCACAGAGCUUGAUCAGCAAGAUCUUCGUAAACAAAAUUAUCAGCUCAUUCAAGUUGUGGUAUGCAAUUUAUAUCCGUUUGUAAACACAGUUGCAAAAUUAGAUGUGACAAUUGAAGAUGCGGUAGAAAAUAUAGAUAUUGGUGGAGUAACUUUGCUACGAGCUGCUGCUAAAAAUCACAAUAGAGUAACAGUUGUCUGUGAUCCUAAUGACUAUGAAAAAAUUGGAAAAGAAUUAGAAUCAUCUAUUAAUAAAGAUACCUCUUUGGAAACUAGACAAAUAUUAGCGCUUAAAGCAUUCACUCAUACAGCGGAAUAUGAUAAUGCUAUUUCCGAUUAUUUCCGCAAACAAUAUAGUAGUGGCGUUUCUCAGUUGACACUAAGAUAUGGAAUGAAUCCACAUCAAAAACCAGCACAAAUUUUUACUGCUCUAGAUAAAUUACCACUAACGGUGAUAAACGGUUCUCCAGGUUUUAUUAAUCUUUGUGACGCAUUAAAUGGUUAUCAACUAGUAAAGGAGUUAGAAGCAGCUCUAAAUUUGCCAGCCGCAACAUCUUUUAAACAUGUUAGUCCAGCUGGUGCUGCAAUUGGUGUACCACUAGACACCAUACAAGCAAAACUAUGUCAAGUAGAUGAUUUAUUGGAUCAACUUACACCAUUAGCUACUGCUUAUGCACGUGCACGAGGAGCAGAUAGAAUGUCAAGUUUUGGAGAUUUUAUAGCAUUAUCUGAUGCAUGUGAUGACGUUACUGCUAAAAUGAUAUCUAGAGAAGUUUCUGAUGGUAUUAUCGCGCCCGGAUAUUCAGAGGAAGCACUUAAAAUUUUGAAGAAGAAAAAAAAUGGUGCAUAUUGUGUUCUUCAAAUUGAUCCAAAUUAUGUACCAUCUCAGAUGGAACGUAGAAUUUUGUUCGGUUUAACUUUGGAACAAAAACGUAAUGAUGCAGUUAUCGAUAAAAAUACAUUUUCCAAUAUAGUAACCAAAAAUUUGACAACUCUUUCUGACAGUGCUAUGAGAGAUUUAAUCGUAGCGACUAUUGCUUUAAAGUACACACAAAGUAAUUCAGUUUGUUAUGCAAAAGAUGGGCAGGUGAUUGGAAUUGGUGCAGGACAGCAAUCAAGAAUUCAUUGUACAAGACUUGCUGGUGAUAAAGCUGAUAAUUGAAAUUUCGAACGCUAUUGACAAUUAUGUAAACGGAUCCAUUGGAAAAGAUAUGGAUGAAGCUACUUGGACAGCAAUAUAUGAGGAAGUUCCACAGAAACUUUCAGAAGAUGAUAAAAUAAAAUGGAUAAGUCAAGCAGAUAAUGUUGCUUUGAGUAGUGAUGCUUUCUUUCCAUUCAGAGAUAAUGUAGAUAGAGCUAGAUUGAGUGGCGUCAAAUAUAUCGCAAGUCCUUCUGGUUCUGUAAAUGAUGAAGCAGUGAUACAAGCUUGCGAUGAACACAAAAUGAUAUUAAUUCAUACUAAUUUGAGAUUAUUCCACCAUUAAGUAAAAACAUUUAAUUCAUAAUUAAAGGAUAUAUAUAUAUAUAUAUGCGAGUUAUUUUUAUCUAUGAUAAAUAAGAAAUAUACUGAAAUAAACAUGUACCGAGUUCAGAAUUAAUGCAUGAUUGAUUGUAAUAUUGAAAAUGUAUUUUUAUAUGAAAUAAAAUGAAUAUAUAAUAAAAAGAAGUAAAACUAUUGAAAUGACAAG
This is a messenger RNA of Heterotrigona itama, 2364 nucleotides long. Lineage: Eukaryota; Metazoa; Arthropoda; Insecta; Hymenoptera; Apidae. The record is from the annotation of a GenBank genome assembly.